This is a messenger RNA of Adineta steineri, 906 nucleotides long. NCBI's taxonomy places the organism in Eukaryota, Metazoa, Rotifera, Eurotatoria, Adinetida, Adinetidae. The record is from the annotation of a GenBank genome assembly.
AUGUUUAUCAUCCUAUAUAAUCGUUCUCUUCGUACAAUUGCAAAUAUUUUAACACUUAAUUCUACCGUUGCUAUUCUUAUUCUAUCGAGUGACACACUUGCAAUAGGUAUUUAUGUUUUAUAUCGAGAUAUAAAACGACGAGAAUUACAAAUGGAAAUCGAAAUGAAAAGUUUAUUUCUUUGUCAUGUACGUGGUUAUAUAGCACAUAUGUCAUUUGGUGCACUGGUUUAUUCGUAUGCAAUUCAAGCAUGCUAUCGUUUAGUUGGGACAAUAUUUUAUCAUCGAGUUUCUUACAAUCAUUUGAGAAUCUAUGUAUAUGCAAUUUGUAUUCAAUGGAGUUUUUCAAUUUUACAACUUCUGCCUAUUAUACUUGGAAAUAAUCAAAUAUAUAUUAAACAUGAAUAUUUAUGUCAAAUUGCAAUUGAAAAUAGCAAAGCAGUUGGAUAUAUUUGUUUUACUAAUUAUAUAAUACCUUUAACAAUUAUUAUGAUUAUAUAUUAUAAAAUUACAAGAUCUGUACGAAAAAAAGAAAAUAACGGCGCUUACAAGUACAACAUUCAUCGCGUACGUCGUCAAGUCGUGUUAAUUCAACGUAUUGUUAUUUUAAUAUUAGUUUUACUAGUUCUUGGAGGACCUUAUUCAAUAUUUAUUAUUUUGGAAGCUUUAUCCAUUAAACGUGCACCUUCGUAUUCACAUCGUAUUGGUUUCAUGUUUAUCUCAAUAGCUUGUGCCUCGAGUGUUAUUACAAUAAUUUACUUUACACGAUCAGUACGUAAAAUGAUUAUAGAAUUUUUAAGUAUUAAGAAAAAGUCGCUACAAAGAAAUGAAUUACAACAGCUAAACAGUAUCCAAAAUAUGAAACUUACACCAAAGAGAAUGCCAAUGAGUACUACUGAUGAUACGUAA